AUGCAAACCAUUGGGCAAUUAGCUCAUAUCCGCAACAACCACGGCCAUGACGGGGAGUGGGAGGCCAUCGUACUGGCGAUUAUUUGUGUUUACAAGUUUGAUAUUCUUAAUUGGUAUGUCCUCCGCGUCUCUAGGGGACAGGCUCCCGGAUUUCAACGAGUGCGUGACGCAUUCUACCUCCGCCUCCUCCUCUGGGACUGCCCAGCGGAAUGCGACUACACAUGCCAACACAUCAUCACGGACCGACGGGUUAACCGGGACCCGCCAAUGCUCGAACCCGUCGUCCAAUUCCACGGAAAAUGGCCCUUCUACCGAAUACUUGGCAUGCAAGAACCGUUUUCCGUCCUCUUCUCCUUCAUGAAUUUCCUCGCUCAUCGCCAUGGUAUGUCGCGCGUUCGAGAGUCGAUACCACAUUCGUAUCCGAUGCGCAGGUUUUAUCUUGCCUUUGGAUAUUUCGGCUUGGCUAGUUGGAUUUUCAGCAUGGUGUUCCAUACACGGGAUCUGCCCUUAACUGAAAAGCUCGAUUACUACGGUGCAGGCGCAAGUGUGUUAUAUGGGUUAUAUCUGUCCGUCGUUCGAAUAUUCCGCCUCGACCAGACAAGGCCCCGCCAGAAGCCGAAGCUUCUCCGAUACUGGACGUUCACCUGUACAGGACUGUUCAUUGCGCAUGUCUCCUACUUGAGCUUUUGGUCCUGGGACUAUACGUAUAACAUGGCGGCAAAUGUGGCUGUUGGAAUUGUGCAGAAUUCGUUGUGGACGUGGUUUAGUAUCUCGCGAUACCGGAAGUACAUGAAAUCGUGGACGGCAUGGCCUGGAAUGAUAGUUGCGUGGAUUAUCGUAGCUAUGAGUUUGGAGCUUUUGGACUUUCCGCCUUGGCAUGGACUGGUUGAUGCCCAUAGCCUAUGGCAUUUAGGGACUGUGGUGCCUACUGCUUGGUGGUAUUCAGAUGCUCUGGAUGACAUAGCCGGAGAGCGGCUGAAGGCUUGA
Histoplasma mississippiense is the source of this 987-nucleotide messenger RNA. RefSeq lists its product as hypothetical. Gene Ontology annotation, molecular function: hydrolase activity, acting on ester bonds. Gene Ontology annotation, cellular component: endoplasmic reticulum membrane. The record is from RefSeq and is a predicted model, not a curated record. The coding region runs from base 1 to 987 and encodes 328 amino acids. The transcript is spliced from 4 exons. NCBI's taxonomy places the organism in Eukaryota, Fungi, Ascomycota, Eurotiomycetes, Onygenales, Ajellomycetaceae. Gene Ontology annotation, biological process: GPI anchor biosynthetic process.